Molecule: messenger RNA, 3386 nt
Organism: Tyto alba (common barn owl)
Lineage: Eukaryota; Metazoa; Chordata; Aves; Strigiformes; Tytonidae
Product: membrane-spanning 4-domains subfamily A member 12-like
Exons: 6
Coding region: 2419-3171 (250 amino acids)
Biological process (GO): cell surface receptor signaling pathway
Cellular component (GO): plasma membrane
Source: RefSeq, a predicted model, not a curated record
CGCUGCUGGGUUAAAGCAAAAAUUAAAGGCUAAGAGGAGUGCGAUGAAGAGGUGCGGUUGAAUCUCAUCCAUCGCCGUGUUUUUCCUGGAAAGCCGUGCCGCCAGUUGCAGCCCUUUACAAGGCCAAGGGCUCGCUCCCCCGCCGGGGCUGUGGGAUGGGGAAACGCCAGCGGCAGCUCCUCACCCGCAGCUUUUUCUCUGCCAGACGUUUUCCACCGUGGGAUGGGGGGGAUGCAGGUGGGCUGAGGAGCCCGGCGAGCCCUCUCCUCCCGGUUGCCUGCCCGGAGGCAGCGUGAGCCCAGCCAGGCGCCGGGGUGGAGACGCGAGUCCCUCGCUGCUCCUUGUUGGCCGGGUCUGUCUGUCCUGCCGGUUCUUUUCUGAAGACCUGAUUUAGGUUGGUUUGGUGGGAGUCGUUCCCCCCCUCCCUACACCCCAGCUACAGGCAAAUCUUCUGAAGCCAACAACUCCUGCUGCUGUGCCAAAAAUCCUCCCGCUCCCCGGCGCGUGGGGAGGGCACAGACCGACUGUGCUCCCUCAGCCAACAGACAAGGAAAGGAUCCGGCUGUAAGCACCCAAAAUGGGACAAGGGGGGGAGCUGCGACCCCGCAGCUCGGCUUGCUGAGGCUUGCUUGGCAUCCUGUGGUACCAUCCCGCUCCCAGGCUCGUGGCCAUCACCCCAGUUAGCCGCUGGUCAGUCCCUUGGUUUCCAGCCCGUGCAGAAGGGGAUGUAAAGAAAAGCUUUUGGAAAAGUCCUUGGAGAAACACAGCGGGUCUGCGGGGGGAAACCAGAUGGUUUCACUCCAGCGUCUCUGCAAAUGCAAGAGCUGAGGCCCCGGCCGUGCUGCUGGUCCUCCCGGGAGACACCGAGAUGUGGCGGCUUUCUGUGCCCUACAGCCUGUGCCCGGCUUUGGUACCACCGAUCCCCUGGUUUCCCCCGGGAUGGGGGGGCUCCUGCCCUGUAUCCCUCACUGGGGAUCGCGCCCCACUGCUGGUCCCAGCGCUGGAAACUUCUGCUGAGCUCUAGAAGCCGUGUGCUGCCAAACCAGGCGUCUCAGCUCCCUCUAGGGCCAAAAGAAAGGAAAAAGCACUUCCCAAAGUUCCUCCACCUGCUCCGAAAAAUCCUCAGCUGGAACCCGGCUGUGGAGGGUCCCGGCCUUCCCUGGGUCUGCAGGGAGAGGCUCGGGCAGAGACAGGGGUGUUAGGGUCUCCCACCUCUGGUGACACCCGUGGCCACCAACGGGGCCCUAGCUGCUUGUGGCCAAGCUCAGAGAUGCCAGAACCCUGUACCUAAAUAUUCCUGUUUCACCAAGAAACAGCUCAGAUGAAAGCCUCGGGUGGUGGGCAGAUAUUCACAGCCUCCAAGGGAGACAAAAAGCCCGAGCGGGGUCUUACCCCCCGCACCCAUCGAUCAUCCAGGAAAGCUGGGGGGUCCUCGCAGGCCGGCGUGGAGGACCCCAGCCCUCCCGGCGAGCAGAUGGGGGACGGUGACCACGAAGGAAAUAGCUGUUUUCUGGCAGACCCGGAGACCGGUGGCCGGCGGAGGGAAGAAGGGGCCUCUGCGCUCGCCCCUCGGGAGCUCCUCGCCAUGUGCGGUGGCUCCGUUCCCAGGCUGAGCUCUCAUUUCCUAACGGAAACAACCGCAUCUCCUUUCCCUUCGGGUCCCGCCGGAGCCGUCCGGCACCGCAGGCCGUGCUGCCGCUCCCCCCCGGCUCACUCCUGUGGGUGGGCUGUCCUCACCAGGGACAGACCCAUGGUUGUGAAGGAAGGAGAACCCCAAAGAAAAUAAAAAAAGCAAUAAAGGAGCUUCCUUGGGGCCUUUCUAGACUAACGGGGCUUAUAAUGUUUGUGCCAUGGCCUGUUUCACACUGUUUUUUUUCAUCCCUGUAAGGGAAACUGCAAGGGCUGGCUGUCUUGUAGUGACCCUAACGAGGGCAGCCAAAUGAACCUCCGAGCACCUCGUUAAGACUCUGCCAGGGCUGGCACGUGGCUAAUUGCAAAGACGAUGCCCAAGUAAAGCAACUGCAAGUGGGGUUGGAGAGCACUCGCCCAAGACUGGGAGGGGGGUGUGUGUCUCCUCCUCGGAGCAUCCCGAGGGACACACAUCCAAGCCCUUCCUCUUCCUUGGAGGGGGUGCCCACCUCGGGUUUGCCAAGCCUCGUUUCCCUGCCUCCCUCUCCCCUGGGCCAGGUGCAUGCGGGGUUUUUGCCAGCCUCUCUCCCCUCUGCUGGCAAAGCCGCCUCGUUGAGCAAGAGGGGCCUGACGAGAUUUCCGCGAACAAACUUCCUGCGGGGAGCAAAGGGCAGCAGGACCGCGUCCCUGCCCGACCACCACCACCCGGGGAAGAUUCGGACAGCAAAGGGUUCGCUAACGGCGGCCGCGGGGGAGGAGGAAGAAGGCAAGCCCAAGCUGAAGGAGGCGAUGGCAGCCACCACGGUGACCGACUCCGGGGGCAUGAGGAUCGUCACGGAGGUCAUCCCGGCCACAGACCCUCGAGCGGCCCAGCUGGCCCCGGGCUCCAGGCCGCCCGCACCCGCCACGGUGUCAUUUCAAGUCCGAAGCUUCCGAAGGGCUCAGCCCAAGGCGCUAGGGACCAUCCACAUCUUCACCGGGAUCAUCCACAUUUGCUUUGGGAUCAUCCUGACAGCCUCAGAGCACAGGAACCCCUCCCUUCCUGUGGCCAGUGGGAUCCUCUUCUGGCUCGGGCUCCUGCUCCUGGUCUCAGGCUCUCUGCUGGUGGAAACUGAAAAAAGAGAUAAUAUCCUGCUGGUGAAGACCUGCUGCGUCCUCAACGCGGGCGUCAUACUGAGCACGCUGGUAGCCACGCUGGUCCACACCACAGCCAUCGUCCGUGACAGCCCCGGCUGCGAGGCCAAGGCACCGUUCCUGCUGAAAGCCGACUGGUGCUCCAGCCCCGAGACCAAGAUGCUGAGCGACGGGCUGGAUUCCAUCUUCGUCCUCUUCAGCCUCCUGGAGUUCUGUGCGGCGGUGGCAGCCCUGGCCUUCGGCUACGCUGCCGUCAAGCAGCACGACUACAGGCGCAUGGUGAGGGCGGCUGAGCCAGUGGCAGGGCUGCUAGACACCUGGCAUGGAGCUGGGGGGGGGGGGGGGUGUCUCUCCGUCACCCCAAAAGCAGAAUUUCCCCCCCUUUUUUUCCUCUCCCAGGCGCUGUAGCGGCGGCCAAACCCGAUGAGAAGCCACCGUGCACCCUAGCCCCAGCGCACGCUGGGCGCCCAGUAAAAGCCUCCUCUCCCCACAGCUGAGGCCACGCAUCUCUCCGGGGUUCGCUCAGAGGGCGGGGGGGGGGGUGUUUAUCACCGGUUUGGGGCGGGGGGGGAAAGCACCGGGCACAAGCCGCCGCGACGACACGAUGAUGGGCACCGCCAACG